AACAGCACCACCAUCCUCGAUGAAUGAACAAAAUAAUGUAUCGAGCCAACAACAGCAAACAAAUAGACAUGGUACGUUUUUUGUUCCCAGCAACUUGAUGAUGUUGAUGUCUUGAUUUCUGCUUGAAUUUACUAACAUUUAUGUACCAUGAAUAAGUAAAAACCAGAUUCUGACGAUAAAAUUGUUGUUGUUUUCAUUUAGAUUCAUCCGAAUUCCAACAUAAACCGCCAGUACAACAACAACAACAACAUAUAUUUAAUCAUCCUUCGUCAGAUUCGUACGCCCCGAUGAUAAUUCGUUCAAACUCUUAUCCAGUUCAGCAACCACAACAAGUUGUUACAGCAAAACCACAGCCUUCUCGUUUUAGUUUUCCACCACAACCCGAUCCUCAUUACUCUCCAAAUUUUGAUCACCAACCACAAACACCUCAACAAUAUCAUCCGCCUCGAACUCCUCGAUCCUCUACUGAAACAACCCCUCCGUCUGUGUCGCGUUUAACACCAGUCGGAAUACCCCAUCCAUCCCCUCAUUUCAAUCGUCAAAAUAAUAAAUCCUCAUCCUCAUCUUCUUCCAAGGACGACACCAAUACAUCUCCAUUCUAUCAGCAAGAACAAGAAAGUCAACAACAAAUGUUCAUUGCUCAUCAGCAUGAACAAUCACAAAAAACAGACAUGUAUUCCUCAAUCAUUCAACAACAGUUUCCGCCACCUCAACCCAAACAGACGCAACAAUACAUACAUGUAAAUCAAGCGACACAAAUAAUAGCAGCAUCUCCCGGACAUCAUCAACAUUAUGGCCUACCGGGUCAAUCAAUUAUGAUGUUACCAAAGCAACAAACACAGCAACAACAACAGCAGCAGCAACAAGGCCCAGGUGGUACAAUUAUAAUGCCACGAACAUUAUCAGGAGGGCCACGAUCUGUUGGUCCACCCCCACAACUAAUGGGACAAACGGUUAUCGGUAUGCCAGGUAGUACGACAAGAUUUUUAGUUCAAAGUAGUGGACAAGAAACAGGAUUUGGUGGUCGAGCACCAACAAGAUUUAUUUUUACACCAAAUCAAUCGCAGCAACAACCACAUCAAUAUUUACAAUUUACAGCACAACAACCAGCAACAUCUGGACCGAAUCAAAGUGGAGGAGAAAUUGCUCAAACAUUUCAGAGAAUGUCGGACGGCAGUAUUCCAGCUCAAUCGCAUAUUCAACAACAACAGAUACAUCCAUCUCAACAAUCUCAGCAAUCCCAGUACAAUCCCAAUCAAUUGCAUCAUCAUUCUCAGUCACAGCCUUCACCAUCUCCCUUUCAUCAUCAUCAAUCUCAACCCGCUACACCUCAAAAUAUGCUUCUUCAUUCGCCAUCUCAUUUUUCUCAACAACAAUCGUCACAAUUCUCACCAUCUUCCUCAGUUCAAUCUGCUUCUCAUAAUCAAUUAUUAUUACCUAGCGGUAUAAGUUCACCUCAAAAUCAAACAUCACCAAAACAAGAGCCAACACCAUCAACAACAGCGAAGAAAUCGACAAGGAAAAAGAAUAAUGGAUUACAACAACAAAAAUCAGCGCAACAGCAAAUCAAACCUGAACCAAUGUCGUUCGAUGAACAACGAUUGACUACUGAUUUAAAUGAAAAGACGUCUGAUGGCAUGUCGGAUAAUAUACAAAUUCCCGAACAAAAAGUUAGACUUGAUCCGAUGUUAUCUGUUGCUCCUCAUGUACUUGAACAAAUUGACGAAGUUAUUAGCAGUGUUGUACAAGGUGCGGGCACUAUUCCAUUGUGUCCAUUCAAUGAAAUACUGCCUCCAUCGAAAGCUACAAAACGUCAGACAUCGAUGAUAGUUCAAGAACAACAACCACCGACGCCAACUGAUUGGUAUGCAUCUCCAUCGCCUCAACAACAACAACA
Didymodactylos carnosus is the source of this 1897-nucleotide messenger RNA. The record is from the annotation of a GenBank genome assembly. NCBI's taxonomy places the organism in Eukaryota, Metazoa, Rotifera, Eurotatoria, Philodinida, Philodinidae.